AUGGUGCCUACCAAAACGUUCCUCUUCUUACUGUGGUUUUUUAGCACGCUGGUGGCUGUUUAUAACGGCGCUGCUAUACGUAAGUAUGUAUUGUUUUGCCCUGCCCUCCUCUGCCUUUCCCCACUCUGACCUGCUCCGCUUUGUCCUGCCCCUACUCUACCUCUAUUUUAACCUACUAUACCGUACCUUAGCGUAUCGUUUUCAGCCAAACACAAGCAGUUUGAAGUGAACCCGGAGUACAUUGACUCACUGUUCCAUCGCGCUUCAACCUUUACCCUAUUCGAUGUAAGUUCAACCCGAUAACCUUCAAAAGAUACAGUACUCUUUUUAGGCCAAAGCUAAGCAAAUUCUGGAAGAUUUGCCACCUCGUGACAAGAAUAUCUACACAACAUGUCAACGACAAGCCAAACAUGUCAUGGACUUGGCAAGGUGCGUAGUUAAAGUCCUAGAUGAACGCGAUAAAGUGGUUGAGAAACAGAAGUAUGGUAAUCAAAAGCGUGGAGCUGGAUCUAUUGUAGAUAAUGAUGACAAAGUUAAAGCUGAGAAAGAUGCAUGUAGUGCUGUUGAGGAUGACAUUGAUGGGAAUUGGUUCAAGAAGAUUUUUUCAACCUUUUAUCAACAUAUUAUGUGCUUUGGCAAAGAAAAGACAAGUAGGUAGAAUAUAUAAUUGUUCAUAAACUUAUAAUUGUCUUUUUCCGGCAAGCCUAGAUAAAACUUGAAUUAAGGCACCAAUCAAAGUCUUGGUUUAAAUCUAACUUUGAAGUUAAGUUUAGACCUACCUAAGUCUAAGAAUAAGCUUCAGCAUGAUCUUUAAAUCUGAGCUUAAGCCUAAAUCAAAGCGCAAUUCAAAGUAUGACUUUGUGUCGAAGCCUAAACCUCAGACUAACUUUGAACUUGCGUUUAAGCCUAGCCUAAGUCUAAACCUUAUUUUAUAAAUGUCUCAGCCUGAGCCUCAGCUUGAGCCUAAGAACAAGUUGAAACUUGACUUUAAGCCUGAGCUUGAGCUUAAGCCUAACUUUAAGCCCCUUAACCUUCAUUUCAACUUUAACUCUAUGUUUAUUAAGACAAACAUCAACCUUUAGGUCGUUACUUGAUCUAUAGAUUGAUCUUCCAGACCACUUUUCAACACCAAUCUACGUAUAUUUCGUUCAAACUCUUCUCUUUGCAAACUUCAUCAUUAAUCUUUCAUCGUUCAUCCAUUCAACUUUCAGACACGGAACCAUCAAGUCGUCUGAAGAAACUGAAGGUCGCGAAUUCGACAAAAAUUAAAAUUCAAAAGUUGAAAAGUGAAAAGGAUAAAAAGCACAAUUACAAAUCAAGACUGGACAUUAUGAAACAGAAGCAAUUCGAAAAAAUCAAGAAAAAGUUUGCUAGAAGGAGGAAGAGGGAAGUCUGUAAGUAUUGUAAUAGCCCUAGUCUUACACCUAGCCCUAGUCCCAACCCUGGCUCUAGCACGAGCCAUAGCCCUAGUCUUACACCUAGCCCUAGUCCAAGCCUUGGCUCUAGCCCUAGCCCUAGCUUUAGCCCUACCUUUAGUCCUAGCCCUAGCUUUAGCCGUAGCCCUAGUCCUAGUCUUAGCCCUAGCUUUAGUCCUAGCCCUAAGUUUAGAGCCGUAGCUUUAGCCCUAGCCCUAGCUUUAGUCUUAGCCCUAAGUUUAGUUCUAGCCCUAGCCUUAACCACAGAAUAUUUCAGCAUUCCGAAAAGUUUUCAAUGUGAGUCAACGUUGUGAUGUCCCUUCAAACGUAAUUGUUCUGAGAGACGUUCGUGAUUACUUUGACCAAAUGAACGAUAUCAUCCGAUACAGCUAUCGUACUGGAAAAGAUAAUGAAAAGUAAAAACUAAUUUAAAAAAAAAAGUUUUUUUGACCAAAAUCUUUUCCCACUUAAAAAAAUUCAUUUAUUUCAAUAUAAUCACAAAAGACUUCAGGUUCCUUCAAAAACACGACCUAAACGUGACCUACCAGUACCAUAACUCAGACGGCCAGACUCCAUAUGAACAACUGAGAACCAGUUUACAAGAAAUUGAAAGUUUUGAUGACAAAGGGGUUGUGUCUGUGUUGUCACCAAAACUAUUUAAUAUUCUACCAGAAGGUCCACUUGAUCCAGAAUCCAAAAGAUGGCUGUCACCUAAUAUGUUAAGCUUUCAAGAUGAAGGCAUGAUUCCUAUUCCUAAGUUGUUCAAGGUAAGCUCUACCCUACCCCCGCCUUACCUACCCCAACUUAACUUUCCCCACCCCUUCUAAUGAAUUUGCCAUUUCCAGUGGAGCAAAUCCGAUGACUGUGAAACACAAAGAUGGAUUGAACUUUUACUCGACGUUACCGGCGGCUCACGUCUAUUAAAAGGGCAUGUCAAAAAAUUUGGAAAACAUAUGACAACAGUCAAAGACAAACUACACCCACGAAUCAAACGCGCACAAAAAAUCGAAGAAGAAAUGGCAGAUAUACAAAGCCUAACCACCGAUCAUCAACAUGAACAGAUGGCACGGUACGGCUACGCAGCUAUGACUCCAGAACAACUUGAACUAGCGUACGGUGAGCACGGUGUACAUCCGAUGAACGUGAAUUUGGAAGAAGAGUUCAAAGAGCAAGACUUUUAUUUGGAAAAAGCGAUUCGAAUGUUGGCUGAAUUGACUCCAGAUGAGCUGAUGGAAAUGGCUCAGAAUGAAAAGUUUAAGCAAGAAGAUAGGACUGUAGAUCAUGGAGAAUAUACUACAGACCAUGACAGUGACAAUGAAGCUAAGAAUAAAGAUACAAUGUCAAAGAACCAAGAAGAAUACACUAUAAAACCCGAGUAUUUCAUGGACACAACCCUGAUUCCAGACCAACAUACUAGAGUUAAAAGAUUUGCCACUACUCCAGCUCCAAACCCUCGGCCAUCAAUCUUUGAUAUGAGGUUUCUAAAUCCGUUCGCGUUUGUAGCACGUAUCAAGAAUCCCAAUUUUUUGGGAAACUACAUUAUCUCACCGUUCGCUUUCUAUCUACAGCUUCUUUCACCGUACUUUUUAGGUGUAAGUUACAUAAAAAGACAUGUUUACUUGGCUAAGACUACGCGUAGUUAGGCUUUAUCAUGAUUCUAAGGCCUAAGCUUGACAUUUAAAUUAAGGGCAAGCUCAAGCCUAACAUAAAAUUUAAGCUUUUGCUAACCAUAGAUUAAGCUCAAUUAUUAUUUAAAGCUUAAAGCUGAGCCUAAGUUUAAGCUUAAUCCCAACUUUCAUCUUGAUUUUAAACCUAAGUCUAGGUUUAAGGUUAAAUCUUAUUUUUAGCUUAAGCCCAAUGGUAAGUUUAAGCCUAAGCUCAACUCUGUUUUUAAACGUACGCCUAAGCCUAAGUCAAGGCCGUAUUCAAAGUCUAAGCUUAAGCCCGAAUCUGCGUCUAAGCCUAAACCUAAGCUUAAGAAUUAGCCUACGCUUAAACCUUUUUUCAUAUCGUAAUUUUCAUUUUAAGCCAAUUUGCGCCUAUUGGGAAACUUCUUUGCGCCUAACUAUCAGAGUCUAAGCCUGAAAAAACAAAAAUAGAAGUUACAAGGUUCAGUGAGAGUUAAAAAUUAUUAACUAAAAACAUUUUAAGAAAUUUCGACAAAUUACAAUUUCAGAUGGACAUCAUUUCACCCCGUACCUUCAUCGCCAACAUCCUCUCACCCAACGUCCUCAUUCUCCGUGUCUUAUCUCCAACUGCCUUUCGACUUAUGUUACUAUCACCCCUUCUCCUCACCGGCUGGGUACUAGUUCCGGAAGCCUUUCUUGCCAAAGUAAUGGCUCCAAAAGUGUUGGAUGGUCGUGUGUUAGCUCCAGAAUCCUUCUCAGCUAUCGUGCUCAGCCCCGGUGCUGGUGUCAUGCGUUUAGGCUCGCCCAAUGCAAUGAACGUGCUGGUUUUGGCCCCAUCGUUCUUUACUUAUGGUCUUUUCUCGGGCAAUCGAUAUGUGUUUCAGAUCUUGUCACCAGGUAUUUUAGGUAUCGAUUCGCAUCCAAUUUUGACACCGGUUGGCACGACUGAUGGUUAA
This is a messenger RNA of Bursaphelenchus okinawaensis, 3999 nucleotides long. Lineage: Eukaryota; Metazoa; Nematoda; Chromadorea; Rhabditida; Aphelenchoididae. The record is from the annotation of a GenBank genome assembly.